AUGGCGCGGACCCUGUGGCAGAUUCUGCCCCAGGUCCACCUGCAGACGCAGCAGGAGGUGAAGAUGCGGAUGAUGGGGAUGGCGAUGCGUGUGAUCCGCACCGAUGGCUUCCUGGCUCUCUACAACGGGCUCAGCGCCUCGCUGUGCCGGCAGAUGACGUAUUCCUUGACUCGCUUUGCCAUCUACGAGACCGCAAGGGACCGCUUGGGCCAGGGCAGCCAGGGGCCUCCCCCCUUCUACCAGAAAGUGCUGCUGGGUGCAGUGGGAGGUUUCACCGGCGGGUUUGUGGGGACCCCGGCAGACAUGGUGAACGUCAGGUCACCUCAGACCCUGACACCUUCCUCUCUCGCUCCUUCCAGCUAUUCCCAUGCCCUGGACGGCAUGUACCGUGUCCUCCGGGAAGAGGGCUUGAAGAAACUCUUCUCGGGAGCUACGAUGGCAUCCAGCCGAGGGGCCCUAGUCACCGUUGGGCAGCUCUCUUGUUAUGACCAGGCCAAGCAGCUGGUUCUCACAACUGGGUUGCUGUCAGACAACAUCUUCACUCACUUCCUGGCCAGCUUCAUCGCAGGCGGAUGCGCCACGUUCCUGUGCCAGCCCCUGGACGUGCUCAAGACCCGCCUCAUGAACUCCCAGGGCGAGUACCGGGGUGUUGCGCACUGUGCUGUGGAAACUGCCAAGCUUGGCCCCCUCGCCUUCUACAAGGGCUUCGUUCCUGCUGCCAUCCGGCUCAUUCCUCACACCGUCCUCACCUUCGUCUUCCUGGAACAGCUGCGCAAAUAUUUUGGGAUUAAAGUGAUCACUUGAGUAGGAAGGACCGGGACCCUGCCUUGCCCCGGGGGGGUGAGCGUGAGGGUCACCGCUGAGAUCCCAGAACCCCUCUCUGCUGUCUGGGGCCAGUGCUGCUCCCCCUAUCCCUCGUCCCCACUCCCGUGCCUUGCCAGUACCUGUGGCCAGCCAGUCCCAGACUCCCCUUUCCUCUCUCACCCCUGUUCUCAGCACCUCCGUUACCUCUGGGAUAUCCUUGGGCCUCUCGUCCCCUCUGCACUGUUGGCUUGGGGGUUUUUUUUGCCGUCUUCCCACUGUCCUACUGGCCACGAGUUCUGCCCUUACCUCCCUCAGCCCUGUCUCUUACAGGCCUCCGGGAGCAGGACUGCGCUGUCCUGGGGAGGACAGGGGGGAUCUGGUCACAGAGCCUACGGAGCUGGGGGCUGAUGGGGCCAGUGCCCACGCUGCGGCAGGGCCUGUGCUGGGGGCAGCGGGGCGCGGGGCUGGCAUGUUCCCAGCCUGUCCUGCCAGCAGCAAGGGGAGACGCAGGUUUAGCAAAACAAGGCCCUGUUCUCUCUUAGUGCCUCUGGCCCCACGUGCUCCUCCGCUGACCCCAGGGUAGCCUGGCAUCCCCGCUCUGCUCCCCGGCCCCCCCGAAACACCCCCUGCUUCUGCUUGGCCAAAACUCACCAGCGCCCGACGGCUGCUGGGCUCUUCAGGGAUUGUGCCUCAUACCAAUGAUGACAGAGAACGGACCCCGUGGGUGAGGGGCAGCCGCUCGGCUGCCCAGCCCUGCUGGCCAGGCACGGGCUGGAGCCCUUCUCGCCUGGCCUGCCCUCGCCAGGGGCAAGGCCGGCAGCUGCACCGCUGUCCCCCGGCUCUGGCUGGGGCCGGGCAGUGCGUGCUCAAGGACCCGGCGUUCGCUCGCCUGCAGUGCGCUCACCCUCCACCAGACCUGGUCUCGGGUGGGGGCAUCCAUCCAGCACCGCUCUGUGGCCUCGCCUGCCCCCUCCUUGCACCGAGGCCAGGGCAGACCCCAGCCCCGAGUGCACCGAGGCUGCCUCACGGCCCUCCCUCACCCUGCAGCGUCCUGCACGCGGGGGCUGCAGGCACCAGCCCCUCUGCCGUGUGCACCCCUGUGCGUGGUGGCCCCGAGGGAUCAAAGAACUGGAAUAUCUGUGACCUUAAUAUAUAAUAAACAGUG
Aptenodytes forsteri (emperor penguin) is the source of this 1969-nucleotide messenger RNA. It is a transcript of the gene SLC25A10, whose product is annotated as solute carrier family 25 member 10. The transcript has 10 exons. Gene Ontology annotation, molecular function: succinate transmembrane transporter activity; malate transmembrane transporter activity; thiosulfate transmembrane transporter activity. Bases 1 to 804 code for a protein of 267 amino acids. The record is from RefSeq and is a predicted model, not a curated record. Lineage: Eukaryota; Metazoa; Chordata; Aves; Sphenisciformes; Spheniscidae. Gene Ontology annotation, biological process: thiosulfate transport; succinate transmembrane transport; malate transmembrane transport.